Molecule: messenger RNA, 1029 nt
Organism: Fusarium proliferatum ET1
Lineage: Eukaryota; Fungi; Ascomycota; Sordariomycetes; Hypocreales; Nectriaceae
Product: related to NADPH quinone oxidoreductase homolog PIG3
Exons: 1
Coding region: 1-1029 (342 amino acids)
Molecular function (GO): oxidoreductase activity
Source: RefSeq, a predicted model, not a curated record
AUGAGAGCUAUACUGAUCUCCGAGUUCGGUCCAGUCGAGAACCUAGUCAUCAAAGACCUCCCCAGACCGUCAGCAACAGUCCCUGGCACAGCACUUAUCCGCAUCAAAGCCUUCGGCAUCAACCACGCAGAAAUGCAUAUGCGCCGCGGCGAAUGGGCAGAGUCGGUCCCUAUCAGCGGUAUCGAAUGCGUCGGAAUUAUUGAAGAGUGUCCAGGAGGAGAGUUCGCUACAGGAACACCAGUUGCAGCACUCAUGGGCGGCCUUGGUCGGACUAUACCCGGUAGUUACGCAGAGUAUACCGUCGCAAAUACGAACAACAUAGUCGCACUGGGCGAACCUGGAGAACGACUACCGCUGUCUUGGGCAGAUGUAGCUGCGCUGCCUGAAAGUUAUGCUACAGCCUGGACGUGCCUAUUUCGAAACCUACAUCUACAACGUGGACAGAGGAUUAUUAUUAGAGGUGCUACCUCAUCUUUUGGAAGAGCGGCGAUCAAUCUCGCUGUCGAUGCAGGAGCUAUCGUCACUGCGUCAUCUCGCAACGAAGCCAAGUUUGCCAUGUUGCGAGACCUCGGAGUCGCGGAAACAGUCCUCGAAACGCCCAACCUGAGCCAACACCUCUAUGGAAGCAGGCAGUUCAACAAGUUCGAUUCGGUACUGGACUUGGUUGGAAACAGCACAAUUGUCGACUCACUGCAACUAGUCCGUCGAGAUGGUCGGGUCUGCUUGGCAGGAUGGCUAGGAGGUUUAGAUCCCAUUAAUGGACCACCGGGGCCUGACGAGUCGCGGGGAUUCAAUCCGCUGCUGCAAAUGGCAAGUGGAGUUCACUUGAGCUUCUUUGGAAGUUUUGUGUUUGGGACUGAAGAGUUCCCAGUGUCUGACGUCCCGUUGAGGAGUAUUAUGCUCAAGGUGGCCGAAGGGAAGAUUGAUGCAAAGCCUUGGAGGGUGUUUGACUUUGAGCAGAUACACGCUGCUCAUAGGGCAAUGGAGAAUGGGGCUGCUAAUGGGAAAAUGGUCGUUACCGUUGAGUAG